Cricetulus griseus (Chinese hamster) is the source of this 5388-nucleotide messenger RNA. Lineage: Eukaryota; Metazoa; Chordata; Mammalia; Rodentia; Cricetidae. The record is from RefSeq and is a predicted model, not a curated record.
AUGGAAGGUUUGGAAGGCUCAGAGGAGGGAAAGAAGAAAUCCAAGUUUAAAGCCUUUAGGAACUUUUUUGGCAAGAAGAAGAAGAAGGAACCGGAAGACAUCAUGGAAAGGAGAGGACUAAAACCAAGGUUUACCAGCACUAUGAAGCCAGUUCUGGAAGCCCAAGCGGUAGAGCACAAGCCUAAGAGCAGCAUGGGAAGCAAGGCCAUAUCCCAUGAUAGUGUCUUCGGUUUGGAGCCUGAACCUGAAAAAUCAGCAAGCAAACUUCUAUCUUCUCCUGAGACACAGAGAACCAGAUCACGGAAGAAAUCUUCUAUUUCCAGAACUCUGCCUAGAAUCUUAGGAAAUGAUGUCCUGAGAACUUUCAGUGGAUCUAUUGGCCGCUAUGAUACCAAAAGUGAACUCUGGGUUUCGGGUUCCAAGGUUUCUGAGAUUCCCCCUCUGCGUUCCCGGAAACUCAGCGUCAGCCCAACUGUUGUCCGAUCUGAGAAAGUCUCCAAGGACUUGGAGACAGUUGAUGACAAGACAACCAUGAGCUCCAAAAGGAUGUCUUCAUCACAUUGUUCAUCAAUAACAAGGAAGAGCACUUCAGAACUGUCCUCAGAUCUUGACCUAUCACAGUCCUCUCUAAGCAGCACACAGCAGCUUUCGGGGUUCAGCAUGCCAGCCACCUCACAAGGCUGUUUGGAUUCUUCAGCUGCUAAACACAAGAUAGCUGUGAACCCCCGGAAACAGAAGAGGAAGAAGGCAAUUUCCUUGUCUGCCAGAACAAAGCAGGAAGAGCAGCAUGCUGUGACGGAGACUAAAGAAAAAGCAACAAUUAAGCCAAAGCAAGCAGAUGUAAAGGAGAAGAAGGACAGCACAGGGCCCCCAAGCCAGGAGCAGAGCAACAAAACUGAAACUCAGGAUAAGAAGACAAGGGAUCAGACUUUAAGUACCGAUGCUGCCUCGAGCACAGGCCAUUCAACCUCAGAAUCCCACCCAAGAAGACGUAGAAGAAGGGUCAAAAAUGAGUGGGGGAUCAUAGAAAAAAGCCUUGUAAAAUCCACUCAAGAGCAUGACUGGGGCAGUAAAGCUGAGUCCUCACCUAGUGAAGAGUUGGCUGGUAGGGAGCACUCAUUCUUGAAGCUUUACCUGGAGAAGCAAGGCACAGAGCAGAUCACAACUGCAGAAGGUACUACUCCUCGGGAGAUGCCUUCAGAUAAAAGGAAUGUGAAGGGGAAAAUGGCUGACAGAGAUGUUGAAGCCCAAAGAACACCAGCACCACGACCAACAGAUGUGGCAGAGUCCAGGGUUAGUGGUCCACCACCCAGCCAUGAAGAAAGGUCUUCUGAAAUCAAGAAGAAAAAGGAUAAAGCUGCUUUGUUGUCACAGACAAGAGGAUCUUCUACAAGUCAAGAAGAGGCCCCUGUCUCAAGGACAGUGGAGGCCCAAGAGCAUAAGCCUCUUUGUCAAGUUCGUGGAGAAGGGAAAGAAACACCCAAAGUUGAUUCGCAAAAGUUACAACCCCAAAUGGAGUUAUCCUUGGAGAGAACAACUUACCACAAAGAGAGGAAUCUUAGAGGUAGUCUUCGGGCCUUCUCAGCAAGUGUUUCAAGUGCUACUACCGCAGAUGAUGCUUCUAUGCACAUGUCGCCUCUUCCUCUCAGAAGGUGGCCAAAUGCAGGGACAAUCUCCUCUGAUUCAAAGAGUACUUCAGAGUAUGAGAGUAGUUCUGAAGUGCAGCCAAGUCUUGCACAUUCCUUCCAGCAUGCAUGGAACCCUCAGGAUGAUGACGAUGUCUUCCUCAAAUCAGAAAAUGUAGAUGCAGAAGGGAACAAGACGGAGCAGUCAUUAGCCAAAGCUAGAGAACUCCCCUUAGACACUAACAGCUCUUCAGAAGGCCAGGAAAGCUGUGAGGAGAUGACAUCUGCCCAAUCCUCCCAGUCCUUUGAGGUUUAUGAAGAAUGCCUAGAAUCAGGAAGUUUUAUCAUAGAUUCUGUCUCUGGAGAGCAGUUGGCUUCCAGGAGACAUUCUGAGACCUUCCAGGAGUCUGAAGAAAAGGAAGUCUCCACAGAAUCAAGUAGUUACUUUGAUAAGUACCAAAGUUCUGAGUAUCUGACCAGCUCAGAGGAAGAGCUGCCUCCUGAACGUUCCAAGCAAGCCCAGGGUCAGUGCAGAGACCAGCAAGAAGUGUCCCCAGUUUCAAGGAGUGUUCCAAAAGAAUUGAGUGUUUCUGACAAGACAGUACACUCCCUAUACACUUCUCCACUCAUUGUGAGCCCUAUUACUCAGCAGCAAUCCCCCAUUUCAGUAGCACAGGGCAGCCCUGUGCAGCCACUGCCUCCCAGCCACACCGUCAGGUCAUGGGGGAGCCCUCAGUCUGAACAUCAAGUGUUUGCAGAUCCAGAGGGCAUUGCUGCUGACUGGGACAUUUUUAUACAGCCACCAUCCAGGCCAGUACUUGAGCAACACACUUGUGCAGGUCCAGAGAUUGCUGUUUUUGAAGAGUGUACUGCUACACAGCCUGGCAGAUAUCCUUCCCAGUCCUCAAUGAGACGAAGCAUGAAGAAGGAAAUACCAUUGGGUGCAGAAAGUGCUGCAUUUGAGGGAAGUCAUUUUCUGGAGCCCCUGCCUCCUGUUUCUAUGGAGCCGCUGCCUCCUCAGCAUCAUUCUCAGACCCCAUCGAAACCCUUCAUCCAACAUCAGGCUUCUGCCUUUGAAAGAGGUGUUUGUGUGGAUCCAAGGCUUAUGGGACACCCUUUCCAGGCAUGGAAACAAUCAUUUUCAACUCUAGAGAGCACAGCUUUCGAAGGGAACCCUUCUAUGGAGCAUGUGCCUCCUACCCUUCCCCAGUCUAUACAACAGCCUUAUCAAAAUGCGCCUUUAGAAUCGGAGGCUGUUGCUGCUAAGAUCAUUUCCAUGGGCCCACUGCAUACCCAAUUUUCGGCUCAGUCAUUACUAAAUCCUCAAAGUCAACUAUUCUCAGAAAGCACCUCUGUACAAGGUGCCACUUUGGCGGAGUUACUGCCUUCCCAACCUUCAGUUAAGACCAAAUUCCAGCCACAGAUGACCCGUGGCAAUGUUCCUGCUUCGUGGGCCAUUCCUGUUUAUGCACCAGCUCCCAGAAUGCCUUCUCAGCCCUCGAUGGGAUCAAUCAUCAGCAUGGAGCCAAUGUUUUCAUGACACCCUUUGCAGCCAUGGCCACCUUCUCCAUUUGAACAAGUCUCUGCAUCCCCAGACAGGGCUGCAACACCAGCAUGGGGCAUUCCUCUUGAGCCACCAGCUCCCAGAAUGCUUUCUCAGCCCUUGAUGGGAACAGUAGUCCAACAACCAGUUUCCACUGAGUUAGACAGUAUUUCUGUGCCACAGAGCUGCACUGUGGAGCUAAUGCCAUCUAGAUUCCCUUUUCAGCCAAGAGUAGAUCCAGAGAGUUAUGGAGCAGAGGAGGGAGUUUCUGUAAUAAUGAGGUCUGUAAGACACCAUUCCCAGCCCCCAAUAAGCACAGGAUUCAAGGAAGACAUUUCCUUAGAUUCAAUGAGAGUUCCUGGAGAAUGGGGCAUUCCUAUCGAACCACUGCCUUCCAAAUAUGCUCCUCAGCAAUGGUUGGGCCCUGAAUUUGAACAACAAACCUCAAGUCUAGAAGGUGUUGCCCAAGAGGGGGGCAUUUCUAAAGAGGCAUGGCUUUCCAGAAAUCCUUCCCAAACCGUUAUCAAACCACAAGUCCAGAAAACACCCUCAAGUUUUGAGGGUACUUCUAUGGAGGGAGGUAUUCCUUGGAAGCCACUGCCUGCCAAAGCUCCCAUCCAGUUCUUAACGAGAUCUAAAGUUCAGGAAAUGUCCUCCCAUCCCGAGAGUGCUGUCACUCCAGGCAGCACUAAGAAAGCCUGGGAUAGCAGGGCUUCCUCCCAGUCACUUGUGAAAUUCAUGGCUGAGCAAAUCUUUUCAGAGAGCAGUGUUGGCGAAACUGACAUUUAUGCAAAGCCCACGUUUCGGACUCGAAGCCGUCCUUCCAGAUCCUUGUUGAAGCCAAAACUUGAGGAGCAAGCUUUCUUAUAUAACUGGGAUGAUGAACCCAAGGAAGACACUUUGAAGAAUCUGCUCAUGAGGCAGUCUUCACAGUCACCCAGGAGGCCCGAAGAGCCCCAGGAAGGUCUGUCAUAUUCUGAAGGCACCCCUGUGAAGUGGAGCAGUGCUGCAAUGGAUGUCUCUCAGUCCCUGGGAAAGCUUGAGUACAGGCAGAAAGUGUCAGCCUCUGCCAGUUUUCCAGAAGAAUGGAAGAGGUCUGAAGGACAGCUGUCUUUCACACAGCCUUCUCAAGCCUUUGAUGUAUCUGAGACCCUAUCAACAGAGUCUGCAAAUGUGGAGUGGAGCCAUCCUGAGGAGCACCAGCCACCGGGUCAGCCUUUCUUGAUCACCGACUAUCAGCAACAAGUUUAUUUAAGUUCUGUUAAUGCUGCUGCAGGAGGAAUCGUUUCUCCGAAGAAUACUGGCAGCUGGUCCAUGCCCAAAUGCCCAGAUUCUCCAAAGAAAACCAUGAAAUACCCACAAGGCUAUGAAGACUUCAUUAAAAGCACCUCAACUUCUGUUACCAAACCUAGCAAGCACACUACUGUUCCUGCCCAGAAAGCAUUUGUUUCCCCAGGCGCUUGCUCUACGGAGGAAGGUCCUCAGAGUCGUGAAGGAGGUGAGAGUCCUUCAUCCACCAGCAAGGCUGAGGUGGAAAAUGUUUUUGGAGUACGACUGCGAAGAAUCUCACAGAAGAGUGGGCUAGAGAAUCCAGACCCUUUCAUGCCAGUCCUCCCGGCAAGCAAAGAGUCGAUGAACAAAGGUGCUCCCCAGGGCAUCAGUGGAGGCCUAGAGAAGCUCAGCCAAACAGUUAGCUAUGCAGAAAAGCAAGGGAACAGGUCUAAAUAUGAAGGCACUUUCAAGAAACCAGCAAUUUACAGGCCUCCAGAAAAGAUCGGCAGUUGGAAGGCAGAUUGCACUGCAGAGCCAGCUUGGAUCAACGUGGCAAAACAGAGGCAAAAGGGCUUUGUUUCCCAGUUUCCUAAAAAAACUAAGACCAGAACUGAAAUCAAGGCUGAGAUGAAGGAACCAAGAUAUGAGUCAAAAUAUGAUCCAAACUCAGAAAUUCCACCAAAGGAAGAGGAACCCACAACUGACGUCCCGUCAAGAAUGACCUCUUCUUCAAGUGUUACCAGACAGGAGAUGCCAAAGCUGUCCAAGUCUAUAAAAUCAGUUGGAUUUGAUGAUCAGAACAUGCUUCACCCGCAAGGGAAGGAGAGAGAAACCAGACGCUCUUCAAGUCUGCCACCCAAAUUUUCACCACCUGAGGAGCCUGUGUGGUUCUCAAUGGCCAAGAAGAAGGCCCAAGCAUGGAGCCAAAUGACAGAAAACAUGCAAUAA